GCCUAGUGUGGUGCUGUGCGCUGUCCUGUGUUCGUCUCAGCUGUAAAUAUUUCUCGUCUGUGUAUUCGUCUUCUUUGUGUUCGUCGUUGUUUUCUACUGAGGCUUGCUGAUUGUGCGUUCUCCACACCAUAUCGCUAUCAAAAGAAGACGACUACAAAAGAGAAAUCCGUAGCAAUUUCCUAUAAAUCCCGAUCCAUCAUUCAUAAAAUUGUGGAAAAAUCUCAGAUUAAUCAACAUAUUACUUUUCUAUGAAUCCCAUUGCAUUUGUCAAUAUUAUGGUGUGAAAAAGCGGACUUGAUCGCAAAAUCAGUAACAGAAAGCAGAUCAGGCAUUGAAUGGAUCGCAUUGGAAGACAUCACCUCACGCAUCAAACAAAUCUCAAAAAGGAAAACAACAGGCAGCUAUAGGCAGAGCAAAUAUUAUGAAAUUCUCGGAGAAAUUCCAGACAUAAAAAAUAUUGCUAAAUGGACAAGAAAUAGAAGAGAAGACAUCAUUUGCGCUAGAAUUUCUACCAAAACACUCAUUACACCUGGCCUUCUACAUUUUUUUAACCUGUCGAAUCAACCAAAUUGCGUAACUUGCCACUCUUUGAAUGAUUUCUAUCAUAUCUUACUGCAUUGCCGAAAAUACGCAUGCACCAGACGUAGGCUCUGGUCGAAGUUGGGACUCAACUCUCUUUCAACCAGUAAUUUUAAACAACUCAUGAGCAAAGCAUUUGCAGAUAAACGGCCUCCAUCUUUUCCUUCAACACUUGAAAUUCUUUGACGUUUAUAACUGGAGAUAUUGUUGAACGCUGUGAUGACAGCCUUUGUUGCUAAAAAUCCCUUAACCCCUCAAGCAAACAAACAAACAAAGUUGUCGACCAUUUACAGAAUCGGAGCAAAAAUGAAAUCAGAAAAAUGUGUAUGAAAGUAAUUGAAGUAAGAUGUGAUUGGAAGGAAUUUUUAUGAGCUUGCUAAUAGCAUGUACCAGGCAACACAGCAGAAAAAUAUAGGAGGUUAAAAAAAAAAAAUUCUAUGAACAUCACUAGUUUCAGAAAAGUUCCUAAGAAAGUUAAUUCCAGAAAAAGAAAGCUGCUUUUGAAAAAUACAAAAGAACUACUUUUAAGUUAACAGCAUUUGGAGCGUUAACUUAAGAUUUUGUUCGUGGCUAGUCUUAGUUGCGAACGAACAAAUUUCAAAUAUCAGUGUUUCAACGACGAUUUUGCAAUUGAUGGCAAUGGCAAAUUCAAUUGAUAGCCAACUCAAAAGUCUUUGCAGGCUGUCCCUCGAAGAUAUUUCUAUAAGAAGAGUGGCUGUCCUUUUGUGUAGUGACCCUAUCAAAUUUAUGUCCCCUAUUAGUGCAGUAAAUGUAUGUGGUGGGAAAAAAGCAUCAAGAGUUGAAGUAUUCAAAAGGACUAUAACCGAACUCUGUUUACCUGAAUCGAUGACGGAUAAUUUAGUUAAUAUAAUGAAUUUUGUUUUCCUAGAAACACAUAAAUGGUUGAAGUUCCACGAAGAAUUUUUAAAAUCGAAGCAUUCAAGAUUUAAAUAUCCACAAUAUCUAAAACACAUGCAUUGGACACAUAUGGGAACUGUAAAUUAUCGGAAAACAGCUGAGGCAAUGAUCCGCGAUGAAAACUUGGACAUCGAUCAGCGAUUUAGGUUUGCUUGUCUGUAUUGCCUUGAUGAGGAUAUUCAAGACCUUUGGCAAAAAUUGUCCCCUGCGAGUAAAAAGAACUUUUAUAACAAUGGACAACCUUGUAGAUGUGGUCUACCUGGAGAAAUCAUUGUUUUUUGGACUUGCAUCCUAAAAGGACGAGUAGAUAAGUUAGAUAACUUUCUCGUUCGAGCGGAAAGACGCCACUCUUCUUUCUAUCAAUAUGCUUUUGAAUCUUUUGCAGGUAAAGGUUAUAAAACAGCAACUCAAUAUUUUUUUGAAAAGUUAACUUGCGAGGAAAAAGACGCAUCAUUGGUGAGAACGGCCAAAUCUGUAGCAGCAAGCGAUAGUUCCACCUGUCAAGCAUACACCGACGUUUUCUGUUAUUUGUUGUCCCUGAUGAAUGCGGAACAAUUUCAGAACGUUCUCGAAAGUUCAUCCUAUGCGAUCCUUAGAAGCUUUCUGGAUUGGCCAAAGCAAGAUGCUUUUUCCGAAGUUGCGAAGCUUGCAUUGCCUUACCUAAAAGAAGACGAUUACGAACAGCUGCAUUUUUUUCUGUCACGAAAAUUUAAGUACGUAUAUAAUUAUCCGAAACUUUUCCGGGAUCUUUUCCUGAUAACUCCUAAAGAUUUCAGACAUUCCACAUAUUAUUUAAAAGAUUUUUUUAGAAGGAAAGAUACUGAAAUUAUCAAAUUUAUGUUUAGAAAUAUGGACCCUGAGGAAAUAUUGGAACUUGUCUUGAGUGGUAUAACACUGCACUGUUGUUACGAACUAGUGAAAGAAGGCAAGUGGGAUUUUUUGGAAUUUUUUAUGCGCGAAUCCAGGUUGUCCAAAGAAGACAGAGAGAGGUUCGCGGAAGCAUUCAAUUCAAAUUUUGCAUCACUAUUGGAGCUGGAAAUACGCGAACGUCUCACUAAGGUGGUGAACGAUAUUCCUGCCGGUACUUCUAACCGAGACUUCUCAAAUUGCAAUAAAGUAAAUCAGAUAGAUCCAAUGGAUUUUCAACUAAAUGGACAACCUGAUGAAGAACUAAUAGAAAGGCCAGCCAAGAAAAUUAAAAAGAUUUAGGAUACAUAUAAUAAUAACUGGCAAGGAAAUUAUGUUAUGUUCUUACAACAAAUUAUCAAGAAUUAGAAUCAGUAAGCAUCAUUUCAAUUUUCUGAGAGGUAAUUUAAAGAUUCGAUUUAAAAACAGUUCGUUUAUUAAUUUUCUUUGUUCGGUAUUUUCUUACAUUCUAAAUUGCAUGUUUAUUGUAUGAUAUCGCAAAGCAAAACUGCACUGAAAUAAAAAUGUUUUACUGUAUUUUUUAUUUACUUAAAAUUUUUUUUUUCCCUUUGAAAAUUGCAAAUUCUAAGAUGGCAAUUGUUUAAAAAUAUUCCACCUUUAAGAAAAUAAAAGAAUCUUAUCAUUAAAAAAUGUUUUGUACCACAAAUUAUUUGGAUUUAAGGAAUAAAUUGAUUUUAAAAAUUUCUUUUUGUUGUUGUUGUUGCAGUUUUGAAAUUUUUUCCAAACUGCACAACGUACAAACUGCAACAACUGCACAGUAUAAUAAAAAUGUUUUGCGAUAGUUUGCUCUUUAGGGAACAUUUUUUUUUCUUUCAAAAUUGUGCUUCCAAAAUGGCAAUUUAAAAAAAUUCCAGCGUUAAGGAAACAAAAGAAUUCUAUCAUUAAAAUAUGUUUUGUGCCACAAAUUAUUUAGAUUUAAGGAAUUAAUUGACUUUACAAAUUUCAUAUUUGUUUGUUGCAGUUUUGAAUUUCUCUUCAAAAAUGUCUCAUUUAAUUAGAGGGUCCGGAACACAUUAAAAAAUUUGUAAUUAUUAAUUUAAAUUUGGAAAUUUUUUGUACUGAUUAAUCAAUUAACAAAUAAACAAAAUUACAACAUAGAAAUGUUAAAUGUUUUUUAAUUUAUUUAUUUUAAAGGAAGAAAAAAAGGGGGGAGGGAUUUUAAGUCACUAAAACGCAAAAUAUUCUUGAUAUAGGAUUUAGUCGAAUAAUAUUUGAAAUAAAUUUUAAUUAACCAAUACUAUAAAACAAUUACAACUAGAAAGUAAACUUUGGGUUUUCGCAUACACUAAAGAGAAGCACACACCGACUGAAGAAAUCUUGAAAAGUUCAUUUUAUAUGUUGAGAGGGGGUUGCCAGCCAAUGUCCGCCAAAGGCAGAGUUCUGUUAUUCUAUUUGGCGACACAUUGCAGUUCUGGCGAUUGGAAAGAAUUAUCGCUGCAAACUUCUCCUUUGGUUUAGUGUCGUCCCGACAAGGAGCCAGCAAGUGAAGUUUAUAAAAAUCAGUUAUUUUGGGAUAGACCUCUUCUACGUAGAGGCUGUACAGUAGGGUGGAACGAAAAAAAAAAUCCAUCUUGAAGUGCCGCAAUAACUUCUUAAGGAAUUUUGCGUGCUUCGAUUAUGAAAUAAAACUAUAAAAACAGUUUUAGUAUUGCACUGGCAUGGCAAUGAGUUGUCGUCGGAGCGGUUGUUAUUGCGGUAGGACGGAGAUUUGUCUGCUUCUGGUGACAAGGACAGGCCUGGUUUCAAAUCAUUAGCUUUGCCGAAUUCACUUGAGUUGGCCUCUUUACUCCGUCUAUUGUGUAACUAAUUAACGAAACUGAUUUGUAAGUUUGUGUGCUUUGCUGUGAGUAUGAAUGGCUCAGUCUAAAUGAGUGAGGACAAAACAAAUAUCGGAGUGUUUUAUUUUUGAGAAAUUUACUGAUUUGCUUGAAGAUAAAUUCACUACUUGCGAAUCUAGUGCUACUGCUAUAUUAGACAUAAACUCAAAAUUGCUUCAAAGAAGGAUCCUUCUGUAAGCGAAGUAUGUGACACUUUAGUUCCCGUAAUAGAACAAAUAUGGUUCUAUUUCCGUUGCUUUUAGCAAAAGAAUUUCACGAAUGAUAAAAGUUAUCAUGUUAAAUGCAGGAAUUUAUUAAAGUCUGAAAGCAGAAAAAGUUCAGAUAAGUUUGAUUCCAAACUCACAGAAUUUAGAGAAGAAGCUUGACGUUUAUUUGGUAUUACUGACUUGCAUAAACGAAAAAAAAGUGCCAGUUAUGGAAUAAAAGGUUCUAAACGAUCAACGCUCUAACCGGGAAAUGGUUAUAAGUAAUAUUGAUAUUGCUACCACAAAUGCUUUGAGGAAGAAAGAAGCAAGAAAGAGUAAAGAGCUACACAGAAUAGUUUAAUAAAAAACGGACAAAAAAUACUAGUGCAUCAGAACGAUGACUGGCGACAAUGACAACGCUGAUGAAUAACAGGGUUCUUUACAAAAAGAGGCAAACUAACCAGAUCCAUUAAAUAGAUAAGAAGAGUAAAACUGCUAGUUUUAUCUCUUAAUGCUUUGAGGAAGAAAGAAGCAAGAAAAUUAAAAAAAAUUUUCAUGUACUUAUUUGAAGAACGUUAUAGACCAGAUUAUUCAAAGAAAUGGGUACUUUGCUGCUUCAGAUAAUAUCCUUUUGUCCAUGCUAAGUGAUGAACGUAAAAUUCAAAGAGAAUUUGAUUUACGACGUGUUUUAAAAGCAAGAACAGAAAAUAAAGACAGAGUCAGGAAGUUUAACGUUCCAAAGACAAACUUCGAUGCAAAAGAUUACAUCAACAUGAUCUCAUGGCUUGAAAAUGACGUAACUGAACCCCCCCCCCCCCGCUCAAAUAUGUUUCCAGUGACUUUCUCAAAGACUAUGCAGAAGGCAUCUGAAGCUGAACCAAAUAGUAUAGGGGGCUCGGUUAUCGACUUUCCCCGGCUUCCUUGUCACAUGCAAGCAGUGGAAAGAGCUGUGAAAAUGGUGGCCGAAUCGGCUCAAAAUGUCCGUGGUUCAAUCGCAAGAGAAAGAUACAUAAGAGCAAAAAAUGACUGGCGUGUGAAUAUGUUAAAAUUUAAUUACAAAAAAAACAAAAACAGUUUAACGUGGCAAUGAAGUAGAAGCAAACAUUUUGCAACUGUAACAUUUGUAAUCAUUAAGGUUACAGAAGUAAGAAACGCAAAAUUGGACUUAAAAAUAUUUUAUUAUUAUUAUUAUACCUUGUAAUUAAUAAUUUUUCCAAUGGAAUGCUUAUAUAUGUA
Molecule: messenger RNA, 5683 nt
Organism: Argiope bruennichi
Lineage: Eukaryota; Metazoa; Arthropoda; Arachnida; Araneae; Araneidae
Exons: 3
Coding region: 1213-2706 (497 amino acids)
Source: RefSeq, a predicted model, not a curated record